AUGACAUAUAUGAUUGAGAGAGUAGUCGCUUCCUUUUCAUUCGGAAUUUAGCCUAUCAUGUAUGCGACGACGUCAGCCUAAGGCAGCAAGGCAGCGGCUAUGCUGAAAAGUACGCGGGCGGCGCGCUCCCAGCCUCCUUUAGUGUGGCCCAAACGUUUUUCCGGCCCGGCCACCGCAGACGGCAGACCAAUAGGCGCGGCGCCAGCAGCCAGAAGCGGCUUCUUUGCCCUGCAGUGCAGCGGCACUCCCGCCCAGGUAUCGCCUUCCCUUCCCCCCCCAAAUUCACUUAUUCCAUCCCGGCAGAUCCACCACUUUCCACCUUUAUCCUGCCUGCCCAACCUUCUUCGAUCUGCCCUCUCUCUGUGUCUCGCUCUAUCAGCCUGCCUCCAUCUCAACCACCGGGGUGCAAUUUACUUCCCUGAGGGCUCUCAUUUGUUCACUUCUCUUCCCUUCACUCCGCCCUGUCGUGCUCGCUAUUUUUGGCCCGCCGCUCAGCCCAGCCCAGCGUUGGUCGUCGAUAUCGGUCGGUGCUGUGCCACUAGUUAUAGUUGGAUUGCCUCCUGUCUCUUCUCUUAAGCGCCCGUUGCCGUAUCCGGAUCAUCAACCAGCGUGCGCCUCGCGCUCUCUUUUCUCCCCUCUGGUCAUUGACUGUCCACCUCGCAAUCGUCCAUCACGCUGCUGUGGUCUCCGUUCGUCGUCCCGCCUGGUGCUACGUCCCUUUCUCGUAACAAUCCCGGGUCACCGCCUCGCCACCGCUCACCGAAACGCCUUUUUUCUCGCGUGAUCUCCAUUUGUCUUUGUGCUCUGGACCCCUCCUAUCUACUACUACGUUGCGCUU
This is a messenger RNA of Talaromyces proteolyticus, 838 nucleotides long. RefSeq lists its product as uncharacterized. NCBI's taxonomy places the organism in Eukaryota, Fungi, Ascomycota, Eurotiomycetes, Eurotiales, Trichocomaceae. The transcript has 2 exons. The coding region runs from base 100 to 576 and encodes 158 amino acids. The record is from RefSeq and is a predicted model, not a curated record.